Punica granatum (pomegranate) is the source of this 1374-nucleotide messenger RNA. Lineage: Eukaryota; Viridiplantae; Streptophyta; Magnoliopsida; Myrtales; Lythraceae. The record is from RefSeq and is a predicted model, not a curated record.
AUAAUAAUAUUAAUUAUCAAAAUUAGUAUCCUCUUCUUCCUCAAUAAUAAUUUCCAUUUCCUCCAUACAAAAACCCUAUUUUAGCCCCUCUCUCUCUCUCUCCUGUUCGUCGCAGAGGGAGACUCGGCGAUCAUCGAGAUCCUCAAUGCAAUAACUGGGGACGAAUGCGAAUCCGCAAUCUGCAGAAUUUGUAGAAUUGCUUUCCGUAGUGAUGGUGACUGGUUUUGCCUCUGAUCUCCAAGCUUCGAGGUCGAUUUUGUCUUGCAAAACCCUGAAUUGAACUGAUCGGGUGUGGAGGUUUAGUGUUCUUGCAAUUUGACAUGAAAAGUUUUGUUGGACACUGAGGAGGAAAGAUGGUCAAGAUUACUAUGAUUGCUCGUGUUACUGAUGGUCUCCCACUGGCAGAAGGACUGGACGAUGGCCGAGAUGUGAAUGAUGCCGAGUUUUACAAGCAGCAAGUCAAAGCUUUGUUUAAGAAUCUGUCCAAGGGACAAAAUGAGCCUUCGAGAAUGUCAAUUGAAACCGGUCCUUACAUUUUCCAUUACAUCAUCGAAGGACGGGUCUGUUACUUGACUAUGUGUGAUCGUGCUUAUCCUAAGAAACUCGCAUUCCAAUACCUCGAGGAUCUCAAGAAUGAGUUCGAGCGUGUUAAUGGAGCUCAAAUUGAAACUGCAGCCAGACCUUAUGCCUUUAUUAAGUUUGAUACCUUUAUACAAAAGACCAAGAAACUAUAUCAGGAUACACGCACUCAGAGGAAUAUAGCAAAGCUGAAUGAUGAACUCUAUGAGGUCCACCAGAUCAUGACCAGGAAUGUGCAGGAGGUUCUUGGUGUUGGAGAGAAGUUGGAUCAGGUUAGUGAAAUGUCCAGUCGUUUAACGUCGGAAUCGCGCAUAUAUGCAGACAAAGCUAGGGAUUUAAAUCGGCAGGCACUGAUUCGAAAAUGGGCCCCGGUUGCUGUUGUGCUCGGAGUUGUGUUCCUCCUCUUUUGGGUCAAGUCAAAGUUAUGGUGAGAAGGCCGCCUUCCCACAAUCCCUCGCCCAGUUCUUUUUGUCCAUCGUUGCUAUUGCGGGGUUCAGGGACUCUGAAAUCGGGUGGAGGAUCUACAUAGAACAAGUCACAUUUUGAAUUCUCUUCUAGUUAAAUCUCUCUCCCAUUUGUAUCAGACCUGGAUUAAUUGAGUCAGUAGUGGAUAUGUACGUGAAAGUAGCGAGGAGAGAUUCUUUCUUUUAUGACAGACUGAGGAACUAACGAUCAUUUUCGAUGAGAUGAGAUUGUCUUCUAUACAAGUGAACCUAGAAAACUUUUAAGACGUGUAUGGUGAUUCUUGUACCGGCAACAAUAUCCUCUGUAGUGGCAGUUGGUGGAUUCCGUUUA